AUGGGAUGUUUCCUCCACAGGGCCCAGCAGCUGGAAGAAGAAUCGAACGAUCUGAAAAACACAGCGAGUCAGUUAAAGAGCCAGACAGAGAAACUGGACGAGGAACACCAGCGAAUCACAUACAAACUGGAGGACACAAGCCUGCGUUUGAAGGAUGAGAUGGACCUUUAUAAGAAGAUGAUGGACAAGAUGAGGUGGAACAGACACGAGUUUCAGGAGGAGCGGGAUGCGAUGCAAGAGUUAAUUGAAGAUCUUCGGAAAGAGCUGGAAUAUUUACAGUUGUUUAAGUUGGAGUCGGAGACACCGGGCUGGAGUCGAAGCCCAACAUGCAGUGCGAUCGAACUGAGCUUUCGCAGCAAGGAGAUGGAACUGGAAUAUGAAGCCAAGCGACUGAGACAGGAGAAUUUGAGGUUAAAAGAACAAAACGAUGAUUUAAAUGGGCAGAUCCUCAGCCUCAGCUUAUAUGAAGCAAAAAAUCUAUUUGCAGCUCAAACAAAGGCCCAAUCCCUGGCAGCAGAAAUCGACACAGCCACACGUGACCAGCUGAUGGAAGCUCUUCAGGAGCAGGAGGAGAUUAACUUGCGAUUGAGACAAUAUAUGGACAAGAUCAUCCUGGCCAUCCUGGAUCACAACCCCUCCAUCUUGGAAAUCAAAAAAUAAAAUCGUGAUAUACGAAGAAUGAGAUUUCUCAUUUCUACAACAGGUUAAAGAAUCAAAUUGUAUAAAGCUACAUCAGCAAGCUCUGAUUUCUGUAUCUUGUACCGUGUUUUAUCCAAUAUUCCUGUGUCACAACCUGAUUGUUAUGGGGUUUUAUUGGCACACUGUCUGUUACCUGCUGUAGUUUAUGACCCCAAUCUGUAAAUAAAUCCUUUCCUCCCAGCAUGUUCAAA
Carcharodon carcharias (great white shark) is the source of this 890-nucleotide messenger RNA. RefSeq names its product rab11 family-interacting protein 4-like. The transcript is spliced from 6 exons. The record is from RefSeq and is a predicted model, not a curated record. Gene Ontology annotation, biological process: regulation of cytokinesis; endocytic recycling. Gene Ontology annotation, cellular component: midbody; cleavage furrow; endocytic vesicle. NCBI's taxonomy places the organism in Eukaryota, Metazoa, Chordata, Chondrichthyes, Lamniformes, Lamnidae. Bases 1 to 660 code for a protein of 219 amino acids.